Messenger RNA from Stylophora pistillata, 2286 nucleotides. RefSeq names its product mitochondrial glutathione transporter SLC25A40. Gene Ontology annotation, biological process: mitochondrial transmembrane transport. The record is from RefSeq and is a predicted model, not a curated record. Lineage: Eukaryota; Metazoa; Cnidaria; Anthozoa; Scleractinia; Pocilloporidae. Gene Ontology annotation, cellular component: mitochondrion.
CGGGUGGAUAAUCAUGGCUGACAGUGUUUCAUUAAAAAGUUGUGGUGUACGGCAUAAUAACAUAUCUUUCCUUUGCAUUGACAUGUUUGUUGCAACUUGAAAGUAGACAUUCAUAAGUUUUUAAAACUAAAUCAUUUUAAAAACCUGUCACCAUGAGAAGUUCCAUUCAUAGUUCCGGAAAAAUAACACCAUUGCAACAAAUGAUAUCGUCAGGGUCAGGAGCUUUGAUAACCAGUCUCAUUGUGACUCCUCUUGAUGUGGUAAAAACAAGGCUGCAAGCCCAGCUCAGGCCUAUCCCAAAAUCUCCUUGUUACUUAUUCUGUAAUGGCCUUAUGGAUCAUCUGUGUUUAUGUGCCAAUCUUGGAUCCCCAUUCCGUCCAUUUCCUCAUACUCUUCAUCCUCCCUUUAAUUCAACUUUAGAUGCUCUAAUCAAAAUUCCUCGCUAUGAAGGCAUCUCAGCAUUGUGGAGAGGCUUACCGCCAACCCUAGUUAUGGCUGUUCCAAACACAAUGAUUUAUUUUACUCUUUAUGACCAGCUUAAAGUGCUGUAUGGAUUUGAAGAGGGAGAAGAAAAUUUUUGGUCACCGAUGUGUUCUGGAGUUACUGCGCGAACUGCCUCCAUCACAUGCAUAUCACCAAUAGAAAUGAUCAGAACUAAACUGCAAUCGAGAAAGGAGUUUAGUUAUAAAGAGCUUUUAAGUGUAAUUAAGGUUGCCAUUCAGCAAGGUGGAGUGUUAUCACUCUGGCAUGGAUUAGGACCUACCCUGCUCAGGGAUGUACCAUUCUCAGCUGUAUAUUGGACAGGCUAUGAAGUCCUAAAAUCAAAGUUCACUGAGCCAGGAUUUAUUGCUAGUUUUUCUUCUGGAGUGCUGUCUGGAGCUAUGGCUGCAUUAAUAACAACUCCAUUUGAUGUGGUGAAAACACAUAGACAGAUGGAACUUGGUGAACUUGUCUUUAAAGAUUCCAGUGCUGUUAAGAAGCUGCCUUUCACAUUCUCACUGAUUUUUCAGUUGUAUAGAGAAAGUGGAUGGAGAAGUCUCUUUGCUGGUGGGUCAGCAAGACUGAUUAAAGUGGCACCAGCAUGUGCUGUUAUGAUCAGCACUUAUGAAUAUUCCAAAUCUUUUUUUUGUCAAUACAACUUGGAGAAGGUUACAUCAGCAACAGUAUCUGAAUUGGUCUAAUCCAGGAGCUCUUUAGAAGUAAACACAGUAGAGAAAGGAUUGGAUGCCAAGACACCUCCUAGGUGCCCAGCUGUUGUAUGCUGUGCUGAAUCCAUUGAAAUGGAAACAAGUGGAUAUUUUUGACAUCCCCAGUUGGUUACAGCAUGGAAAAUAAGCAGCAGUAGUUUCUAUCAAUUACUGUGGUAAAUGAUUACCCAGAAAUGGCAGCCAGUUGCCAGGAAUGUGCUACACUGCCAGCACACUGUAGUUGGCAAUUGGACACUCACUUUUACUUUCUGUGACAAAGAAGGAUGGUUUGUAACUUUGUUAAACCAUGUUUAGUAUUUUGCAGGGUUCAUUCACUUGUUGUGAAUUCCACUUUGCUGAAUAGCAUUUUGUGUCCAGGAUGAUCAAACUUCAAAGUUUGAUUUGAAAAUUUACUUUGUUUUCAAUUACAUGAGGUGAAAUUUGCCACUCUGGCUCUAGUUAUUUGAAGGGUGGAUAAUACUAUCAACUGGAUAAAAUGCUAUCCUGGGGUAGCAAUAUAAGUUUUGUCAAAAAUUAUUAGUGAUUUAUCAACUCAAUAGCCCUAUCCGCCCAUUGAACAACUGGGGCCAGCUUGGCAUUUUAUCUCUAUUUGGUCUUAAAAAGCAGAACUGAAGAAAGAGCAAUGUAAUACGAAUAUUCUCAGAUCAAUUGUGAUAGCUUUAACCCCUUCACACCUAGGAGUGACUAGCACCUAAUUUCACCUUACAGUAUAACCCAUCUAUCAAACAAUAAGGUCAUGAGAAAAAAGGAGAUUGUCACCUUACUAAAGCAGCUCUUGAUUUUGAAAACAAAUUUUCCCUGUUAGAACCUUAGAAAAAGUGUAGAGAACAGUAUGGAGAAUGUGUUAAAAGUAAUUAGUAAUAGUACUCUAAAUAAGGAAAUAAAGGAAAGGUUUGGUCAAAUAAAGAGUUUGUUGUACGACACACAACUGCCAUCAUCUCUAUAUCUACAUGUGAGGCAGUUAUGAAUCAUGAAUAUAAUUUCAAUGACUAAGUUUGCAAAAUCAUUUGGUCAUGAACUGAAUGUAUCUUUUGCUAAAAUGGUUACAAAUCAAAUAAACUUUUCAAAGUAACUGCAA